CCUUGAGUGAGCCCUGCCUGUGCUGCUGACCUUGGGUCACCCCGGCAGCAAAGGCCGGGGCUGAGCAGGGCCUCAAUUGACUAUUGUCCUGGUGCAGAGCCCUUGGAAGCACUAGGGAGUCACGUAGACCAUGUGCUGCCAGGUUUAAACCCUGGCUGUGGGUGCCUGCUGGAAUUAGAGCUCCGUGCAUAAUGCUGUAAACCCGCUUAAAACUGGUGAAAGUGGUGUCUCAACUCCUGACAAUCUCUAUUUCAUCUCACUUCAGGCCAGAAGAAGGCCAAAUUUGAAGCUAUAGAGUGUUAUUGGAUUUAAACAGCUGGUGAUUGCCAGCCCCUUCAUUUCCCCAGCUGGAGAUCUCAGUUUUGUUUCAGGGAUCAGAAGGAGUGAUUUUGGGGGCCUGCCAGCUCCCCAUGUUGGGCAAAUGUCCCAUGGAUGUUUAUGGCCCUGUGCUGGGCACUGGAAGAGCUUCUUGUGGUGAGCUGGGCUUGGGGGAGCUGGAUGUGGCUAAUUCUUUGGGCUGGGCUGAUGGGAAUGAGCUCCUGGGGAACAGCAUCCCCCUUUCUGCUGGGAGCUUGAGGGAAGAGUUCCCUCAGGGAGUGCAAGCUCUGCUACCUCUGCUACUAGCAAGGGGCAGCUUUUGCCCAUCCUGCCUGGCCUAGGUGUUUCGCUGAUGGCAUUUCCAGACCAAAAGCUGGGUCUAGCUUACAAGGGCGCAAGGUGCCCAAAUGGCUGUUGGAUAGCUGGGACAUCUUUUUGCUGUGGAGAUCCUUCUCUGGACAAUGCUAUGUCCAUCUCAAGCUGGGGGAGCACAGGAGGAGCAGGAAGCAAAGACAGCAGGGCUGGGAUGAGCCACUGUGGAUUUCACACUUGUGAAGAUGCCAGGUGAACCUCUGUUGGCUGCAGCACAAAUCUGUGUGGGCACUAGGCUGAUGGUGGGUUGUGGGAGAAAGAUAUGGGUCUCUCAGCUUGUCCUGCUCCAUGGAGCAAGAGUUGAGGCUCCCCGCCUGCCCUGCAACAGUUCCCAGGUACUCAGAGAGCCCUGCUCCAGGGGAAAGGUUUUGUGAGCUCAAAGGGCAGCAGAUGCCACUGAGUGUAUAGCCACUGUAGGGAAGCCUUGAGCUGGAGGAAUGUGCGAGUAGAGGCAGAGGUAUGUUGUGCCUGGGCAGGGUCUCUGCUUGGAUGGGGGAAUGUCCCUCUUCCUUUGACCCCAAAAAGAAGCAAUGUGAACCACUUCAAUAAAGGCUUUGCCCCAGAAAUACUCUGGGGCAUUUGCAGUGCUCUAUAAAUGUGAGCUUCUGUCUUUCUGUGCUGGAGUCCUGCCAAUCUGAGCUUUCAAAAGCGCAGCAAUUUACUGCAUUAUGUAACUAAAAGUCUUGAAAUCAUACCGUUCCAGGCCCCUUUGGAGAAAGGAUAACUGCUUGUGGGUGGGACCUAGGAGAUGGCAGGGCUUUAGUCUCCUGAGGGAUCUUUUUUGAGGUGAUACCAUCCUCAUUGUCUCAAUUCCUGCUCUCACUAUUGCUGUGCAGAGGAGGGUGGCUGUAGGCUACCCAUUCCUGCAGAUUAGUCAGGACUUUUAUAGGGAGGAGUUGUGAUACUCACAGUCAUUACUUGGUCUCAUCAGUCUUAAUUACUGCAAAUAUGGCUAUUUUAUUUCCUAAUAGGGUGAACUGUAGCUGGUUGCCUGGCAGCUGUGAAUUUGAUUUCUAAUCACAUCUUACAUGUUGCAGCUCUUCCAAAACAGCUGUAAAUGUCAUAACUUUGUGUUCAGGUUGUUUUUGGUUUUUUUAAUUUCCCUUUUUGCAAAAGGGAGGGAAUCUUUCCAGUUGGGCUGGCUGCCUUACGUGUGCUUUAUUUUUUUUUUCCUUGCUUGUUUGAAACUAGUUCUGUGUGGGGGCAAGGAGUAAAUCGUUAAGAAGCCUAAUGCAAUUGAAUGACGAGCUUUCUAAAACUGAUCUUAAUAAGGAUUUUCAGUGAGUCAGGGAAGAGUGUUGUGGCAUGCAGAACUCUUUGUGUAAACUCUCUGGCAUCAGACUUUGGGAAUCUUUGGUCUCAAAACCUUGUUCAGCUCAAGGUUUUUCAUUGUGCCUCAGCAAUGCAAGAGAGGUCAUGUUUAACCUGCCAGAAGCCUUUUAUUUUACAGAGAGAUGCCACUUCAGCACCUACAGGAGCAGAAAUGCUGCUUGUAGGGGAGGAAAAAAUAAGUUAAUCAAGCCACAGUCAUUUUGGAGAGUUGAGCUCCUUGGGAGCAGUGAAAGAAUUAAACCAGUGUAUAUGUCUCAGGAACAAAAGGGAAAAAUCCCCAACACCUCAUCAAAACCUCCUCAGCCUUUGCCUUGGAUGGCUUUUAUUGCCUGUAGUUUUAAUUAGUGCUCACAAGUAGAUUAUAUUCCUUGCUGGGAGCUUUUAUAGCCAACACCUGGUAGUUUCAGCUUUUGAAAAUCUUUUGGAUAAAUCAUUGUGGUUGGAUGAUGCUUUAGGGUUCACUGAAGGCUGUGAAAGCUCAGUGUGACUCAAAGCAAGAGGUGGUGGAAGCUCCAGUGUGUAGCUUGUGUGGGGAGGGCAUGUUCAGCAAUUCCCAGUGCUCAUGGUGGGUUGGUGGGCUGCUCUGUGUUCCAAGAGACCAGACUGCAUUGGGAGUCUCUGUGAAGCCUGGCAGCUCCCUCGGUGGCUGCUGCUCCCACGUGGGUGCCCACAGGUGUGUGUUGGCCCAGGGAUCUGCGUGCAGCCAGACACCAGAGAUGUGGCUCAUCCUGUUGAGUCCCAGAGAGGAAAUCAGAGGAAAUGGGCUUUGGCUCCUGGGCAUAGUUCAGCUGUGGACGUGCCAGGGGCAGCGUCUUGUCAAUGAUUCCUUUGUUGGAGUGGCUUGGAGCUGCUCAUGAUGGUCAUGUGUUGCACUGGCCAGGAUGCAGGAAAAUACCCUGCCAGUGAAAACUCAUUGUCUGGGUCACACUAAACUGGUCUUAGAAGCUUACAGAAUCCAACCUCCUGUGCUUUUCUUCCUCUUGCCCCGUGUGGGUCUGGGGCAUCACCGCAGCCAGGUGUCAGGUGGCUCUGGCAAACCUGUUGCUGUAUCAGAUAACUGCUGCCAGUACCUCCAGUGCCAGGAAGGAAGGAGCAGGAUCUCCCCAUGACUCUGGAUCACCAGCUGUGCUUCGACCAGGACACUGGGGUCCCAGCCUUGGAUGUGCACCAAGUGACACAGAAUCUUUGAUCCCCAACUGAAUCAUCACCGACUUGAUUCAAGAUGCCACCGGCCAUUGGAGGCCCUGCAGGAUACACUCCUCCUGAAGGAGGGUGGGGAUGGGCAGUGGUCGUCGGAGCCUUCAUUUCCAUUGGUUUUUCCUAUGCCUUCCCCAAAUCUAUCACAGUGUUCUUCAAAGAGAUUGAGGUCAUCUUCAAUGCCUCCAGCAGCAAAGUGUCCUGGAUCUCCUCCAUCAUGCUGGCUGUUAUGUAUGCAGGAGGUCCCAUCAGCAGCAUCCUGGUGAACAAGUAUGGCAGCCGGCCCAUCAUGAUCGUAGGUGGCUGCCUUUCUGGCUGUGGGCUGAUCGCAGCCUCCUUCUGCAACACUGUGGAGGAGCUCUACUUCUGUGUUGGGGUCAUAGGGGGUCUUGGACUUGCCUUCAACCUGAACCCUGCCUUAACCAUGAUUGGCAAGUACUUCUUUAAGAAGCGUCCACUGGCCAAUGGGCUGGCAAUGGCAGGCAGCCCUGUCUUCCUCUCUACCCUGGCACCCGUCAACCAGCUCUUUUUUGGCAUAUUUGGCUGGCGUGGCAGCUUCCUCAUCCUGGGAGGCCUCCUGCUGAACUGCUGCGUGGCUGGAUCCCUGAUGCGGCCCAUAGGUCCCAAGCCAGAUCAGAAGAAAGAGGCCAAUAAGGAAGUGCAGCAGGAGGCUGGGAAAGUGGAGAAAAAGGAUGAUGGUGACACCAGCACGGACCUCAUUGAUGGAAAGGCCAAGAAAGAGAAGCGCUCAGUCUUCCAGACAAUCAACAAAUUCUUGGACCUGUCUCUAUUCACACACAGGGGCUUCCUGCUCUAUCUGUCAGGCAAUGUAAUCAUGUUCUUCGGGUUGUUUGCUCCCUUGGUCUUCCUCAGCAAUUACGCAAAGAGCAAGAAGAUUCCUAGUGACUCUGCAGCCUUCCUGCUCUCCAUACUGGCCUUUGUGGACAUGUUUGCCAGACCUUCCAUGGGACUGGUGGCAAACACCAAGUGGGUCAGACCCCGCAUCCAGUAUUUCUUUGCCAUCUCUAUUAUUUACAAUGGUGUUUGCCACCUCUUGCUCCCCAUGUCCACCAGCUAUGCUGGCUUCUGCAUUUAUGCUGGCUUCUUUGGCUAUGCCUUUGGCUGGCUGAGCUCGAUCCUGUUUGAGACCCUGAUGGACCUGGUGGGAGCUCAGCGGUUCUCCAGCGCUGUUGGCCUGGUGACCAUUGUGGAGUGCUGCCCUGUUCUUCUGGGACCCCCUAUGCUAGGGAAACUCAAUGACAUAUAUGGUGACUACAAGUACACAUACUGGGCCUGUGGGGUUGUCUUGAUCAUCUCUGGGAUCUACCUCUUCAUCGGAAUGGGCAUCAACUAUCGCCUGGUGGCCAAGGAGGAGAAAGCGAAGAAGGAAGGGAAGGAGGACGAGACCAACAUUGAUGAGACUGGGAAGAACAAAGAGGCAAAAAAUGAUGUAGCCCCCUCACCUCAGAAGAAUGUGGAGGGUGGUGUCAAAGAGGAGGAGAGCCGCAUGUGAGGGACCGGUGUUACUCCCGGAGUGUCGGGGAAGCGCUGCUGCCCUGCUGUGGCGGCUGGGGCAGAGCUCCACUGGCGCUGGGUGGCCGUAAGAAGUGUUUAAACCGAGUGUUCAUUUUUAAACAGGCUCUGAAUUGUCUUUCCAUCUGUGUUAAACAAAGGUAACAGGACUACACAUGCAGUAUCCUCGUGUGUCCAGGGGCAGGGGGGCUUUUAUAGUCUGGCUUUUUAACAGUAACAUGAAUGUACUAAUAUGUGCCUUACAGUCUCCAUAUCUAGCUGAAUCUGAAUGAGCCUUAACUCUAAACUGUGCUUUAGCUCUGUAUUCUGCUUGGGGUUAGGGGGCGGGGGGAUAUGUGUGUGUUUUGGGGAGUUUUGUUGUUAAAAAGCCAUAAAAAGCAGGAUACUGGAUUUGUUGAAGCACAAUGGGCUUCAGGGCCGGCCCUAGAUGAAUACUGCUUCACACGCUUCUUACUGCAGGUCCUCUGCAGGGGAGAUGCAGGCAUGGGGCAAGGUGCUCCUUAACCCUCAUGCCCAGUGCCUCCUAGCUCUUUAGGUGGUCUUUAGGUAUGUUUUGAAAACACUUUAGCUACUGUAGUUCUUUAAAAUCCCUGUUUUUGUAGCUGUUUUCUCACGGGAUAUUCAGGUUGAAGAAAGAUGGCUGGGGUUAUUGCUGGGCAGUGUCACCCACUCCAGUGCUGUGGCAGCCCUGCUUGCCCAAGCCUUCCCUGGGGACUGUUGGGGUCCCCCCUGCCUCCCCACUCUGCCUCAAUCAUGCCUGUUCUCAUCCCAGUGCUGGGUGAUGUGAAAUGGGCUCAGGUUGUGGUGCUGGCAUUCAUGCUGUUGGCUGUGCUGCCCCAUCCUGCCCGUGGCGUGGGCUUCCACCAGAGCAUCCCAUCCAGCCAAGUGUUUUGGGUGCCUGACCUUAGGCAGAGUGGUGAGGUGGGUGGAGAUGGUACAUCCCUGAGACUUUUUCUGCUUUUGCUCUUUUAUCUGUUAGAGAAACCUCUUUUACUUGCUUCUGUUCAACUGAGAUCUUAAGGCGAUGGAUGCUGAACCUCUCACAUCUAGGACACGUAAGGGGGAGGAAAGAAUUUGUACGUAUUUAUUUUUUAUUUUUUAGUGUUGGAAAAUAUCUCAACGUACAUGGAGCAGGUUAAUGGCUCUCAAGUUCUAGCAAUGUUGAUCAGAAUUCAUGUUAAGAGGCUUGAGUUUUUUCAAAUAAAUUUGUUUUUUUACAAUUUA
This is a messenger RNA of Haemorhous mexicanus (house finch), 5976 nucleotides long. It is a transcript of the gene SLC16A1, whose product is annotated as solute carrier family 16 member 1. Gene Ontology annotation, biological process: monocarboxylic acid transport; transmembrane transport. Gene Ontology annotation, molecular function: monocarboxylic acid transmembrane transporter activity. The coding region runs from base 3245 to 4732 and encodes 495 amino acids. The transcript has 5 exons. Gene Ontology annotation, cellular component: membrane. The record is from RefSeq and is a predicted model, not a curated record. NCBI's taxonomy places the organism in Eukaryota, Metazoa, Chordata, Aves, Passeriformes, Fringillidae.